This is a messenger RNA of Aspergillus homomorphus CBS 101889, 1530 nucleotides long. Its product is annotated as sugar porter family MFS transporter. Gene Ontology annotation, cellular component: membrane. The transcript is spliced from 5 exons. Gene Ontology annotation, molecular function: carbohydrate:proton symporter activity. Lineage: Eukaryota; Fungi; Ascomycota; Eurotiomycetes; Eurotiales; Aspergillaceae. Gene Ontology annotation, biological process: carbohydrate transport; transmembrane transport. The record is from RefSeq and is a predicted model, not a curated record. The coding region runs from base 1 to 1530 and encodes 509 amino acids.
AUGAAGCCAAAGACCUACCAAUUCGUGGUGGCCCUCUUUGCCGCCUUCGGGUCGUUCCUUUACGGCUAUGAUCUUGGUGUGAUCGCCUCAGUGGUCGCGUCGGACUCAUUUGAUGAGAAAUUCUUGACCCAUAAUGGAAGUGUUAUCUCUGGGACAGUUGUGUCGCUGUUCACGGCUGGAGCAUUCUUUGGAGCCCUCGGGGCAGGUUACACCGACCCGCUGGGUCGUCGCGCAACCCUCGUUUUAGGAUCAGUGCUGUUCUGUGUUGGAGGCAUCUUGCAAACAGCGGCCGUAAAUGUUGGCAUGCUGCUGUUCUCCCGCAUCUUUGCUGGGUUUGGAAUCGGGAUCCUCGUCGAAACCGUCCCAAUGUUCCAGGCAGAGAUCGCACAUGCCAGUAUUCGAGGUGUCCUGGGAUCGCUCCAGCAGACCAUGCUGGGUAUUGGAUCCCUAUCGGCCUCCUGGAUCGGAUAUGGAUGUGAAAAGACCUGGUCUAACACCGGCGACAGUGUUCAAUGGCGACUCCCCCUGGCACUUCAGCUCGUCCCUGCGAUUGGACUUGCAUCGUGCAUCUAUUUCUUCCCCGAGUCCCCUCGCUGGCUAAUCGACCACGAUCGUCACGAAGAAGGGCUGCACAAUCUGGCACGACUGCACGCCAACGGCAACAUCGACGACCCGUACGUCCGCGCCGAAUAUGAGCUGAUUCAGCGUCAAAUCGACGAGGAGCACCAGCAUGCGGCAAAAUCAUACAAAGAACUUUUCGCCAACCGGUCAAACACGCGUCGAAUCAUCAUCGCCUGCGCCUGUCAAGCAUCCAGUCAAAUGACCGGCGUCUCCGCUAUCCAAUACUUCUCCCCAGCGAUUUUCGCGCAGAUCGGAAUCUCAACCUCCAAAACCCUCCUCUACCAAGGCAUCAACUCGAUCAUCGGCGAGCUCGCGCAAUUCAUCUUCUUCUUCCUGAUCGACCGCGUGGGGCGCCGGCCGCUGCAAAUCGGAGGCAACAUCGCCUGCGGGUUAGCUUUCAUCAUUGGCGCCUCGCUGCUGUCGCAGUACCCGCCGGACUCGGCCAACACAGCCGCGCACUGGGCUUUUAUUGUUUGCAGCACCUGGGUCUUCAACUUCUGCUUCUGCGCUUCAGGGACGAUGUCGUGGAUCAUCCCGGCGGAGAUCUUCAAUACGGCAACCCGCGCUAAGGGCAUCUCUCUGGCGACUAUGGUCUCGUUCGCAUUCAACACGAUGAUCGCCCAGGUGACGCCCAUCGCGCUGGAGCGCAUCGGCUGGCGCUACUAUCUGCUGUUCAUUGUGUGUGAUUUCGGGAAUGCGUUGUUUUUCUAUAUGUUCUUGCCUGAGACGAAGGGUUUGUCGCUUGAGGUGAUGGAUGAUCUGUUUUCGAACGCGCCGUUGCUGGUGCCUGGUAGUCGGUGGGAGGUGUCACCUGAGGUCAAUAUUGAGAAGGCGUUGGCGCAGGAGGCUGCGGCGGUGGAGUUGGCUGAUCGGUUCGGAACAGUGAGUGAACUACCUAAGAAGAGAUAA